UCCCGCGCCACCCCACCUCCUGGUACUUACCUAUGUCGAGCACGCCUCCGCCGCGACCUCCCGACGACGCCUACGAGUCCUACCUUGGGUUCGUGCUCCUCUCCCUCCUCGGCCCCUCCCGGUUUGGUGGUAGGCUCGGCUGCCCUGGCACUACUUCGACUACCUCGCCGUCUCCAUCUACCACGGCCUCGGCUACAGCCACAACUGCGCGCCCGAUUCAGAUCUCGUGCAUGACAUUGGACAUGACCCUUUCAGUCAUUUGUUUGAGCAUGAGUUUCUUCCUCGUGUUGAUGACAGGGAAGAGAGCUCCUGCACCGCCACCUCAAGCACCAAAAUCUCCUGUAACUGUAUCCUCUUGAAGCUCAAUGAUCUCAAAUGAUAUUAGUUAUGUGUAGUGCUACUAUGACAGUGAACUUGAGACUUAGUGAAGGUGGUGUUGCUAUAAUGAUGAAGCUGGGUUCAGAUUAUUUUUCAAAGCAAGACCAACCCCACAUUACACUAGUAGUUUACAAAGGGGAUAAGCUUAAGUAAAUUUUCAUUGGCACAUCACAAGUAGUGCAGAGCAACUUGAUAAACACAUUUAGUUCUUAAUUGGUUGUAGAAAGCUAAACAGUAAUCUAGCAAUUUAGUUCUUAAGCAUUUACAUGCCGAUGAUCUCCAAGUAUCCUUCUCAUUUCCCUCCAAUUAAGUUUGCAUCAAAUUAUCUUCAGUUCACAGCUGACAUGGUUUAACAGAAUUGUGGUACAAAACUGAGUUUCAGCUUUGUUUUACUUGGUUCGAGUUUUUAUGAAAUAGGAUAAAAGAAUCACGUAGAGGAGGUAUUAGUGCACAAAUGGCCUGAACCUUAGUUUACUUUUCAAGAUCUAAAAUGUGUCUUUGCAUAAAGAGUACACUAAUACUCUGACCACUAUCCUCCUUUUGCGGAGAACUGAUUCAAAACUACAGUAGAGUAGUUGCUUCUCUGAUUAUUUAUGCUCUAUAUGUCUUUGGGGUUACCUAGUGAUAAAAAACCCCAUGAUGAUAUUAAGAUGAAGGUGUGCUGUACACGUACAUGAUCUUCUAGCUCAAGGAGUAACAC
This is a messenger RNA of Lolium rigidum, 1078 nucleotides long. RefSeq lists its product as uncharacterized. The transcript is spliced from 2 exons. The record is from RefSeq and is a predicted model, not a curated record. NCBI's taxonomy places the organism in Eukaryota, Viridiplantae, Streptophyta, Magnoliopsida, Poales, Poaceae. Bases 33 to 359 code for a protein of 108 amino acids.